AUGGCUGUUAGCAUCAACCGUGUUGGUUAUGAUGAGCGGCUCGCUGUGGUUGGCGACAUCCUAAGAGGCCUCGGACUGCAGGCAUCAAAGGUCUCAACUGUGGCAUACGACGAUGAUUACAAGUACCCAUUCAACAAUUUCCUCUUCAAAGUAGAUUUGGCAACCCCCGCAUCGUCUGCCCAAUUCACAGGCACACAAGCCGGAACAGUCAAAGCACCAUUCGGCGGCGUAUCUUCUUUCAUCAUCAAAUUGAGCAACGCAAAGGCUUCAGAUGCCAACAACGCUAAUCGCGUUCCAAAUGAUGUUGCAGCGCAGCACCUUGUCCGUCAAUCCCUAGCGGCUGCGCGACUUGGUCCUUUAAUCCCGGAUGUCUAUGCGUGGGCUCCGGCCAGCCUCACUGAUAAACUACGCGAAAAGGAUUUCGGAUGGAUCAUUUCAGAGUUCAGGGCUGGUGUAGAUUUAAACACUGUCUUUGCUGACCUCACAAACGACGCUAGAGGAAAGGUUCUCGGGCAAAUUGCCGCUGCUUUUGCAGCAAUCCAGGCAGUCAAACUGCCAGAGACGGUUACGAAAUUUGGGGGAAUCGCCUUCAAUGAAAAAGGUCAGAUUAUCAGCGCUGAGGCUCCUUUCCGACAAAUAGACCCCAUGGUAGACUCAUACGUGGAGUUCAAGUUUGGCAACCUGCGCAGGCGUUUUGAUGCUGCUGGUAAAAGCCCUGUUAUUCGAGGCUGGAAGACGGACGGGGUUGAUGUCCGAAUUGAGCAGUUUCUGAGCAGCAAUGGGCCUGAGAAAGUUCUUUCUGGUGUCGACCUUGCGCAGAAGAGCUUAGUGCAUGCAGACUUUACGACGAACAACAUGCUGUUCGAUAAAGACAGCAACGAGAUCACAGCGAUCUUGGAUUUCGAUUUUUCUGUUGUUUCCAAUCCGUUUGAUGAGUACCUCACCAGUUUCACAGACUUGGGUGGGUGCGUGGGUGGCCUCACCAACGAAGUUGAGGCCGCUAUCCUCAAGGGUGACUUUGCAUCGCCACCAGCUGAUCUGAGUGAAGAUGCAAAGAGAGAAUGGGAACUCGCUGAUGCUUGGAGAUCCAUUGCAAAAAAAAACGGUGUGCUUUCUCCAAGUGAAAUGAAAGGCGCGGACCAGAUUAUGGAACUGAUACAGUUCCAGAACCUGCUGUGUCCUCACCGUUUGAGUAACGCAUUCAUGCUGGAGAAGAUGAAUGACACAGAGAAAGCUGAGCUGCGAGCUAAGACCCAAGCAAAGAUUGUGCAAUGGCUAGCGAAAUAUGGCUUCUGA
Messenger RNA from Cordyceps militaris CM01, 1296 nucleotides. RefSeq names its product Protein kinase-like domain. The record is from RefSeq and is a predicted model, not a curated record. Bases 1 to 1296 code for a protein of 431 amino acids. Lineage: Eukaryota; Fungi; Ascomycota; Sordariomycetes; Hypocreales; Cordycipitaceae. The transcript has 3 exons.